GCAUUUUACAGCCCGCGCCCAAGCCGUCGAUACACAUACGAUGAUGAUGCUCCGCGAGCUCUCGGAGACCAAGACCGCCCUGCGCGCCCAGGCCUACCUCCACACCAACGCCCAUGUCAUCCUCGGCUGCAUCAGCCUCUCGGGCAUCACGCUCAUGCUCGCGCGCAUGGAGCCGUGGAAGCUGUACCUCCUGGCCUGCUUGGGUCUCGUCUUCCUGCCCGUCUUCCUGCACCAAGGCGCGAUGGGCCUGCACCAGGUGCGCGCUCAGUCGACCGUCGCGUCCGAGGUGCUGCCUGAGCACCACGAACCUACAAAGAAGGAGACGGCGACGCCUGACCUCCACGUGACUGUCGCCAAGCAGCCUGAAGUCCAUAUGCCUGUCAUUGUCGCGCCCCGCCUCCUCUCGCCGAGCGUGUCGCUCAAGGAAGACCCGAUCAUGAUGACGCUGCCGCCGCUGGUCUUGGACACGACGUUUUCUCGAAAGGGCCUGCACAUCAUGUCGAAGGACGUUUUGCAUGAACGUGAGCAGCUCUUUGCGCGUGCCAUGACGUCGCUCCGCAGCCUCUCGCCCCGCAACAAGCCGGUCGUGCACCACGUAGACUUGAUCAAGUACGCCGAGGAGAUUGACGACCAGAACGAAGAUGCGUUUCUUUAAGACACCGACCUACCCAUACCCACCACGCAACUGCGACGCGGGCGGCAAGAGACGUACUAGUAGAUUAGGUCUUGCCGUCGUCGACGUAGUCUUAUAAAAGCGGCUUGUAAUACCAUGAUAGCGCUUCUUCCACGACA
Saprolegnia diclina VS20 is the source of this 792-nucleotide messenger RNA. RefSeq lists its product as hypothetical. The record is from RefSeq and is a predicted model, not a curated record. Bases 41 to 655 code for a protein of 204 amino acids. Lineage: Eukaryota; Oomycota; Saprolegniomycetes; Saprolegniales; Saprolegniaceae. The transcript has a single exon.